This is a messenger RNA of Daldinia loculata, 1189 nucleotides long. Its product is annotated as glycoside hydrolase family 61 protein. The transcript is spliced from 4 exons. The coding region runs from base 436 to 1179 and encodes 247 amino acids. Lineage: Eukaryota; Fungi; Ascomycota; Sordariomycetes; Xylariales; Hypoxylaceae. The record is from RefSeq and is a predicted model, not a curated record.
UCGUACGGAACUUUCCUAAUUCGACAUUGAUCGACUCGCAGCCAAUCAGUCGGGGCCUAGAUAUGAACUCUGGCUCUACCGGCUAUAUUACCCCAGACCCACCGGGAGUACCACAAUCUCGUCCAAUAUCUGGACGGAGUCAGGCCUUGAUCUAACCUGCGCCGGAGAAUUUCUGGAUGGCAGCUUGUUGGCCUUGAUUGAAGGCUUAGGCGACCCGCUGCGUUACGGAGAUAGAGUUGAGGGGGGUUCGCUAGUAUCGGCAUCGCUUGCCCCUACUUUAUUCUGUUCGGCAUAUAGUCGCAUCAACCUUGCAUGGGUUAUAUACUCAUCUAUAUAUAUACUCGAUGAAACUCUGGGGUAAAAGAAGUCGAACUCGCUACCUCAAGCCUGGUCGCUCUAACGUAUCCUGUCCCAUAACUACCUGUCAACGACAAGAUGAAGUUCUCGUUGUUCACGGCUGCGGCAUUUGCCUUGUCGGCUGAGGCUCACUGCAUCUUCCAGGAAGUCUCAGUCAACGGGCAGAAGCAGGGCUCUCUGGUUGGUCUUCGAGCCCCGAACGACAACAACCCCGUCUACGAUGUGACUUCACAAGACAUCAUCUGCCAGAAGCAAGGCCACACCUCCGACAAGGUCAUCAGCGUCGCUCCGGGGGAUAAGCUAGGAGCCUACUUCGGCCACGUCAUCGGCGGUGCACAAUUCGCCAACGACCCCGAUAACCCAAUUGCCAAGUCCCACAAGGGACCUAUCACAGCAUGGCUUGCUAAGGUAGACAACGCGGCUACCGCGAGUAAGACCGGACUCAAGUGGUUCAAGAUCUGGGAGGACACUUUUGACACCUCGAGCAAGCAGUGGGGUGUCGACCACAUGAUUUCCAACCAGGGCUGGGUCAACUUCCAGCUGCCGCAGUGCAUUGCCCCCGGAGACUACCUCAUGCGUGUCGAGACCCUAGCCCUGCACUCUGCGAAGUCGCCGAACGGCGCCCAGUUCUACAUAUCAUGCGCCCAGAUCAAGGUCAGCGGUAGCGGCAGCUUCUCGCCUAGCCAGACCGUCAGCUUCCCCGGUGCCUACCAGAAGAACGACCCGAGCAUCGUUGCUAACAUCUACGGUGCCCUUGGUCAGCCUGACAACGGUGGCAAGCCGUAUAGCGCGCCCGGCAACGUCCCCGUCAUCCAAUGUUAAUUGAGCGACU